Messenger RNA from Helianthus annuus (common sunflower), 1251 nucleotides. RefSeq lists its product as uncharacterized. The transcript is spliced from 14 exons. Lineage: Eukaryota; Viridiplantae; Streptophyta; Magnoliopsida; Asterales; Asteraceae. The record is from RefSeq and is a predicted model, not a curated record. The coding region runs from base 1 to 1251 and encodes 416 amino acids.
AUGUCAAUAUCAGUUGACAGUAACAAUCUUAUUUUUGUUAACGAUCUGAAUCCUGGGAAAAAUAUGUGGAACAUGAAAGCGAGAAUUAUUCAAAAAUGGAAUCAGGGUUACAAGAUGGAUCUCAUCUUCAUUGAUGAAAAGGGUGCUAAGAUUCAUGCAGAAGAUGCUGUUGUGAUUCUGUCGAAAUUUGGUGUUGGUGAGAAUAAAGAUUUAUAUAAAGUAGUAGUGCAGCCUUAUAAAAUCAACUUUUAUAGCUGCACAACUGUUACUCCUGUGAGGGAUUGGCAAGAUGUUGAGUAUGGUUUCAACUUCGGAGCUUAUGAAGAUGUUCUUCAAGGAGAGGCGUUAAACGCUUUGAGUGUUGAUGUUGUUGGAUCUGUGGUUUGUUGUGGAGAUCUUGAAAUCUUUGAUCGACCUCCAAAGGAGACUAAGAAGAUCAAUUUCGAUAUUGAAGACUUGGAGGGUAAGGUUUUACGGUGUACUGUGUGGAAUGAUUAUGCUCUGCAGAUUAAGGACGGCAUUUCUAAAAUCCCACCUCAUGAGCAUGUGAUGGCUGUUAUACAGCAUGGAAAGUGUAAGGAAUGGAAAUGUGAAUAUACUGUUCAAAGUGAUAAGUUUGCAACACGAAUUUUUUUAAUGAGGAAAUUGAUGAAGCUUAUACUGAAGUUUGGAAAAGGGAGUGGUUCUACUUCUCAAACAAUACUAUCGUCUCAAAGUGUUUUUCCAUUGCAUAAAGAAUUUGUAACUGAUGGUGUGAAGAAACAUACUGAUGAGAUUAGUGACAUAGAAAAGGAAAUGUCUUGUGUUGUGGUUGCGACGGUUAAGAUUGUGCAAGAAGAGUAUGAUGAUAUUGUUCGAUUGCCUGCGACUUCUUUGGGUUGUCCCAAAUGUCAUAGUGAAUGUACAUCGAUCACCACAAAGUUCAAGGUGCAAGUCCGGGUGCAGGAUGAGAGUGUAAUAAUUGCUGAGUUGGUUGGUGGAGAUGGUAAUGGUGAUGAAAAUACUGAUGAGGUUACUCAAGAGGUAGUUGAUGUUAAAGAUGUUAACCUUUCAGAAUCUUCCCAGGUGUCUGCUGAACGAACUUCAGGGGAUGCUAUCUCUGUUACGGCCGACUCUUCAGCAGUUGAAGUUGAAAAGGAUUCUGGAUCAAGUCCCAAUGGAAAGCGGAUGGCUCAAGAUGCUGACGUUGUCAACGUUGAUGAGCUAUCCACUAAUGUGAGAAGAACUCGGAAGAAGCUGUCUAAGGAGUAA